Cynocephalus volans (Philippine flying lemur) is the source of this 1104-nucleotide messenger RNA. RefSeq names its product mortality factor 4-like protein 1. The coding region runs from base 32 to 1003 and encodes 323 amino acids. Gene Ontology annotation, biological process: regulation of DNA-templated transcription; chromatin organization. Gene Ontology annotation, cellular component: NuA4 histone acetyltransferase complex; nucleus. The transcript has a single exon. Lineage: Eukaryota; Metazoa; Chordata; Mammalia; Dermoptera; Cynocephalidae. The record is from RefSeq and is a predicted model, not a curated record.
GGAGAAGGAGGAGGCGGCGAAUCACUUAUAAAUGGCGCCGAAGCAGGACCCGAAGCCUAAAUUCCAGGAGGGUGAGCGAGUGCUAUGCUUUCAUGGGCCUCUUCUUUAUGAAGCAAAGUGUGUAAAGGUUGCCAUAAAGGACAAACAAGUGAAAUACUUUAUACAUUACAGUGGUUGGAAUAAAAAUUGGGAUGAAUGGGUUCCAGAAAGCAGAGUACUCAAAUACGUGGAUACCAAUCUGCAGAAACAGCGAGAACUUCAAAAAGCCAAUCAGGAGCAGUAUGCAGAGGGGAAGAUGAGAGGGGCUGCCCCCGGGAAGAAGACAUUUGGUCUGCAACAGAAAAAUGUUGAAGUGAAAACAAAAAAGAACAAGCAGAAAACACCUGGAAAUGGAGAUGGUGGCAGUACCAGUGAGACACCUCAGCCUCCUCGGAAGAAAAGGGCCCGGGUAGAUCCUACUGUUGAAAAUGAGGAAACAUUCAUGAACAGAGUCGAAGUUAAAGUAAAGAUUCCUGAAGAACUAAAACCAUGGCUUGUUGAUGACUGGGACUUAAUUACCAGGCAAAAACAGCUCUUUUAUCUUCCUGCCAAGAAGAAUGUGGACUCCAUUCUAGAGGAUUAUGCGAACUACAAGAAAUCUCGAGGAAACACAGAUAAUAAGGAGUAUGCUGUUAAUGAAGUUGUGGCAGGGAUAAAAGAAUACUUCAAUGUAAUGUUGGGCACUCAGCUACUCUACAAAUUUGAGAGACCACAGUAUGCUGAAAUCCUCGCAGAUCACCCUGAUGCACCCAUGUCCCAGGUGUAUGGAGCGCCACAUCUACUGAGAUUAUUUGUACGAAUCGGAGCGAUGUUGGCCUAUACACCCCUGGAUGAGAAGAGCCUUGCUUUAUUACUGAAUUAUCUUCACGAUUUCUUAAAGUACCUGGCAAAAAAUUCUGCAACUUUGUUUAGUGCCAGCGAUUAUGAAGUGGCUCCUCCUGAAUACCAUCGGAAAGCUGUGUGAGAAGUGCUCUCACUUAUGUUUAGAUCUCUGUAAACACAUUUUUGUUCUUAGUCCUUCUCUUGUACAAAUGAUGUACUUUGAAAAUGUUAGUGUAUAACAGA